AUAUAUUUAACACAAAUGGAUCCCCAAAUUAUUGCCAAAAGACUGGCCUUGAAUCAUUUAGAGAUUCUUGCUAGAUACCAGAGUAUCCUGACACCGUCAGCACUACUGGUGUUAAAGAAUCAGGAAAGCUAUUGCUUUGACAACUGCUCCAAACAACAGUUUAUUUCAAUCAGAGAUAAGCCGAAGCCUCAAACAGGGAAUAAUGAACUUGGUCAAAGAGAUAAGGAGACUAAUGAUAAAUCCUCUGUUGGAGGAAUACAUUAUAAAAACUACAAGGAGCUCAAAGAAAUCGUCACAAAGCGAGAGUCUGAAGUCUCAAAAACAGAGCUCUAUGAAAAUCUUCUCAAACCAUUUCAGCACGAGAAGAGGACUCAAGCUCUUCCUGUUAGUGGUAAACCCAUUACUAUCUACAUAUGCAAGUACGAGGGCUGCAACAAAGAGUACACAAAGAUCUGGAAUCUGGUUGACCAUGCAAGAAUGCAUGAAGGCAUCAGACCUUACGAGUGCAGCUUCUGUUCAAGAGCAUUCACUCAGAAAGUAAAUUUAAAGAAGCACCUGAAGCAACACGAGCACAAGAACAUCGAAGAGAGGAGAAAGUUUCAGUGAAACAUUUGCAACAAGAGGUACACCGAGAGGUACAACUUAAUCGCUCACAUGAAAACUCAUGAGCAGAAUAGAAUACCACCAAAAUCCAAAGCCACAGUUGCUAAAUCAAAGAGGAAGAAGGAGUAGCUAUUUUAUUAAAAUUUCAAAGAAACCCCUUUCUCUAUUUUAGGGUCUACGUUAUUUGGAU
Messenger RNA from Moneuplotes crassus, 793 nucleotides. The record is from the annotation of a GenBank genome assembly. NCBI's taxonomy places the organism in Eukaryota, Ciliophora, Spirotrichea, Euplotida, Euplotidae.